This is a messenger RNA of Colletotrichum gloeosporioides, 1116 nucleotides long. RefSeq lists its product as uncharacterized. The transcript has 2 exons. Lineage: Eukaryota; Fungi; Ascomycota; Sordariomycetes; Glomerellales; Glomerellaceae. The record is from RefSeq and is a predicted model, not a curated record. Bases 1 to 1116 code for a protein of 371 amino acids.
AUGGCUGGGAACAACAAAAGGCCUGAAGAAGCGGCGUCCAUUCAACCCAUGGACAUCGACCACGAACUCAGAGAGGACACACCUGCUUCCGAGGGUAGGAGAUCGUCGACAGUUCGUCCCUCUUCCUCGCCGGACCAGGUUUUCCUUCCUGCUUCCCCGGCCGCCAGCAAUGUCCGCCCUGCCCGGGUUUUCGUCAACAUUCAGCCUGCCCCGCCCGCCAACAACAUCAACGUCCAUCUGAUCGCGGGAGGCCAACGAGAUCGACUCCUGCCGAUGUACGCCAAUGUCAACCAAGUGGACAUGCGGCCCAGACUGCAGGCUUUUGAGGCUCCGUGGUACCCCUUCCACCCGCGGCUAACUUCUGAACCCAGCAACUACCGCACCCAAGGCACUGUGGCAGAAAGGAACAGAAUCCUCCCGGAGCUUCAUAGCGUCUGGCAUGAGAUGCAGAGAUUCGGGUAUGCGUGGUCAAUAAUCGAAGAUCCAGUUGAGAGACAAUACCUUCUUGACCACGCAACGUCGCUGCCUCCUCCUCUUUCGGAAAUAAAGGGAGCUAGGGACGACAAUGGCCAACGCCAGCGACCGCCUGCUCCCGCUCGUCAAGACCCGAGCUAUUAUCAAGCACCCCCUCCUGUUGAGUAUCCCGACCUCAACCGCAGGCACGAAGUAUCCCGCCAUGGAGGGGGUUUCAAUGGUCAAUUGGAUCGAGACCUCGCCUAUUAUCAACCAACCCCCGCCAGUGUAUACCCCACUCACGACCGCAGUCAACAAGUGUAUGACUAUGGCGGGGGUAGUGGUGACCGGGACCAUUAUCAAGCACAUCCCGCCGCUACAUAUCCCAUCACCAACAACCGCGGCCACGAAGUACCUAGGUACGGCGGGGGAAGCGAUCAAGUGGACCAGGGCUACUAUCAAGCACCCCCAGCCGCCGCAGAUCCCAACUUCGACCUCCGUCAACAAGUGCCCAACCCUGGCGAGGGUAGCAUUGGUCGUAAUGCUGUGGCAUACGCACAGGACGUGAAUCGAGACCAGGGGUGUUUUUCGGCAGCCGAUGUGCCUUUGCAACACGUGCAGCCACGACGGUCAAGCGCCGGCCCGCAACGAUGGCACCAAUGA